Messenger RNA from Eupeodes corollae, 2888 nucleotides. RefSeq lists its product as uncharacterized. The coding region runs from base 639 to 2531 and encodes 630 amino acids. Gene Ontology annotation, cellular component: cytoplasm. The record is from RefSeq and is a predicted model, not a curated record. Gene Ontology annotation, biological process: cell surface receptor protein tyrosine kinase signaling pathway; positive regulation of MAPK cascade. The transcript has 2 exons. Lineage: Eukaryota; Metazoa; Arthropoda; Insecta; Diptera; Syrphidae.
GUCAGCGACCUACCUUGGAUGACCGCAUGAGGGACCUAGUGACGGCUUAGUUCAGCUUCAGAUCCAAAAAGAAAAGAAUUCGAAUUCCAGUUGUAGAAGAUAAAAUAAAACUAACUAACUCAUAAAUGUUGUUCUAUCCAACAAUAUCUUUCUCAAUUCACAUUAAAAUCAAUUGCAAAAGUUAAAUAAUAACCCAGUAAAUGUUUGAUCUUUGUUGAUAGUUGAUAAAAGCGAGUUUUUUAACCCCAUAAAUUGCACAAAACCAAAAACUGCUUUUGUCCAUGCCCAAAAACUGUGUGUGGUGUUCUGUCUUCUGUGUUCGGUGCGCUGUCUCAUUAUUUUUGUUGUGUAAAAACAAGUUUCAAUUUGCACCUUUAUAAAGUAUGUGUGGCUGGCUAAGCCUGUUCAUGUUCAUCAGUGUCCAAUUCCAAUUAAAACACGAGUUAAAAAUGUGUACCAAAUUCUAGCAUUCGAAAUUUGUUGUUAAGGAGAAUCAAAGCCUUUCCAUUUCCAUAGUCGAUGAAGAUCUGUGUCUGUGGUGCAACUAAUAAACAAAUGGAUUCAAAUUAUUAACAAUAAUAAAUUGCAUACAAUUUACUUUGCAACCCGAGGAAGACGAAAAAGAAGAAGAAGAAGAAAUGGACACCGAACUACCUGUUCUUGCUGGAUUCUUGAACGUUCCAACUCAAUCGGGAUUCUCACUCAACCGGAUAUCGAAAAAGAAAAGCUGCCAACGUUAUUGUCUUCUAUUCAAAGCGAGUCGUCAUGGCAUUGAACGCCUUGAAAUAUGUGAAUCCAAGGACGACAAGAAUCCGAAAAUUAUAACACUUGAAAACUGCGUUAAAAUAACCCAGGAACCCGCACCGGCAAAUCUUAUACAUAUAGUUAAGAUGACUGGUACCCUAACACUGAAUACUCUAGCUGAAGAAGAUCUAAAGGAAUGGCUAAAUGCCCUGCAGUCAGUGGCUUUUCGAGACAAAGGCGGUACACUAAGUCGAAGUACUGCAAUUGAAGAAGAUAAUGAUCUUUAUUGCAGCUCCUACGGAGAUGGCCUUUUCAUAGUGAAACUUAUUCCGUCCGAGACUUCAAUACGUUGUAAUAUUGAACCUAAAUCGUAUAUGUUGCACUUAACAGCCACCGAAUUGCAAUUGAAAUCUGCCGAGGACCUAAGUAUUAUUAUAGCCAAGUGGCCAUAUCGAUUUAUUCGAAAAUACGGCUAUCGUGAUGGCAAGUUUACUUUUGAAGCUGGCAGAAAAUGCAACACCGGCGAGGGUGUCUUUACCUUAGAUCAUACGAAUCCACAAGAAGUUUUUCGUUGUAUGUCUUCGAAAAUGAAGUCAAUGAAAAAGCUUAUAAGUGGAGAAAGUCUGAAUAGCAUCGAUUGUGGAGAGAAUCAGUUGAGUGCUGCUCUCUCAAUGGAACCAGGCUCAAGAAGUCCCUUGCCGCCAUCUCCACAAAACCAAAACGGUUGUGAAUUUGAACUUAACUCAACACACAGUGUCAUCUCGAUGCGCAGUUUUCUGCCAUCUUCCGAUUCGCUUAACAACACUUCCUUUAAUUCGAGUACUUCAUCCACACAAAACGUGAUACCAACUUCAUCCACCAACAAAAGCAUUCCAAACAAACCGCCCAGAAAACUGCUCCCAUUAAAUGCAGACAAACCACAGACAUCACAACAAUCAUCCGCACCAACCACACCAUCGUCAUCGUUGUCAUUACAAUCAAAUGAACUGAAAACCAUGAUAAACAAUGCCCAACAGCAACAACCGCAAAAUUGUGAUAAAUUCAAAGUAUUCCAAAACUAUGAACCAGUUUCAAUAACAACAUCCAACGACCCAAACAGGACUGGUGGGUCGACUGUGAUUUUGAAGCCAUCUUCGUCACCUGAUCUUUUAAAGAGUAUUGCAAGUGUUUCGAGCUCUCCUCCAGAUCUUCCUGUACGCAACGAAAGUGUCCAGCUUAUAAAAACAACCGAACGUGAUUACGAAAGUAUUGAAACCAUAACCGACGCCUGGAAAACCCUGGGCCUUGGCGAAGUAAAGCACACCGAACGAAACCACACUCCCGACGACGACCUAAUUGAUUUCGCGUGGCAGAGAACCCAGUCGCAACGCCAUAAACCCACAUCCAAAGACGCCUGCAUAAAAAUUAUCGACAGCGAUGAUAAUGACCAAGAAGCCGCUUACGACCGGCUGGACUUCUUGCUGCCCAACAAUAACACAUCCAGCGGCUACAAAACCAUAGUAACUGUCUCGUCAGCCUCGAAUCGGAAACCUGCCGCUCCUGUGGCCAACGAUUACGAACUCAUCGCCAGCCCAGACACUCAUCCAUGUCGAAUAGCCGAUGAUAGUUACUUAGGCUACGGUGUUAUCCGCAAGCCAAGUACCCCCGGACCACAAGUCGCCAACACGUCCCAAUCCAAAAUGGUUAAUGUAUCAACAACCAUGCUCAAUGAUACAGAAAUGACUCUAGAUCAUAAGAAUUACAAUGGACUCAGCUAUACUAUCGUCAGCAAACCGAAACGUGUUUAAAAAAACUCAUCAUCAUUAACAUCAUCAAUCAUAAAAUUCGCGUUCUUUUCUUUUAAAACAAAAUUCUAUACAAUCUUUCGCCUUUUUUAAAAAUUAUCUGUUAAUAUUUUUAAAAAUUAAACCAAAGAACGCUUAAAAAUUAACUAUCAUAAAAUUUUUGUUCGACAAAUAUUCGGAAUUGAGUAUAGUUCUCGUUUGCCAUAAUUUUUGUAUUUAACUCAAAUUCUUAAUUAAGUUUUAUUUUACACAAUAAGUUUCGAAAAAAUAUUUUUUUAACAUAUUUUAUAUGAACUCGUUUAUGCGUGUAAUGUACUAUAUACUCAGUCAAAAUAAAAAAUAUAUAAACAAUAAUAAUAA